GCUCCAGCCUGAACGUCCUCCUUGAAGCUGCCCUGUCCCGCCCACCCUCACCCCUGCCGGCUCCACUCUGGGUCCAGUUCUCCCCGCCCCUCCCCGUGCGACGGCGCUGCCUCAUCCAGCAGAAGAGGCGCCGCCAGCGUGCGGCCCGGAAGAUCGGCAUCUUCAUCGGCUCCUUCGUCGUCUGCUUUGCUCCGUACGUCAUGACCAGGCUGGCAGAGCUCAUGCCGUUUGUCACCGUGAACACGCACUGGGGCGUCCUGAGCAAGUGCCUGGCCUACAGCAAGGCGGUGGCCGCCCCUUUUGUGUCCUCCCUGCUGCGCCAGCCAUUCCGCCAGGCCCUGGCCCACCUGGCCCGCCGGCUCCCGAGGAGGCACCCGCGCCUGGCGUCCCACCACUCCAGCUCGAUGGACGCGGAGAAUGACUUCCGCCUGCAGCAGACUCUCUGA
This is a messenger RNA of Carlito syrichta (Philippine tarsier), 446 nucleotides long. RefSeq names its product G-protein coupled receptor 78-like. The record is from RefSeq and is a predicted model, not a curated record. NCBI's taxonomy places the organism in Eukaryota, Metazoa, Chordata, Mammalia, Primates, Tarsiidae. Gene Ontology annotation, molecular function: G protein-coupled receptor activity. The annotation marks the transcript as partial. Gene Ontology annotation, biological process: adenylate cyclase-activating G protein-coupled receptor signaling pathway. The transcript is spliced from 3 exons.